AUGUUGAACAAGAACAUUCUACUGUUGUCUCUUCAGAUAAGUCUUCUAGGAACCACUCUUGGUGGGAAUGUCCUGAUUUGGCCAAUGGAAGGUAGUCAUUGGCUAAAUGUUAAGAUAAUUAUAGAUGAGCUGAUUAGGAAAGAGCAUAAUGUGACUGUCCUAGUUGCUUCUGGUGCACUUUUCAUCACACCGACCUCUCACCCAUCUCUGAUAUUUGAAAUAUAUAAUGUGCCCUUUGGCAAAGAAAGAAUAGAAGGAGUGAUCAAGGACUUUGUUUUGACAUGGAUGGAAAAUAGACCAUCUCCGUUAACCAUCUGGAGAUUCUAUCAGAAGAUGGCCACAGUCAUCAAAGACUUCCACAUGGUGUCUAGAGAAAUCUGUGACGGUGUUCUCAAAAACCAAAAGCUAAUGGAAAAGAUGAAGAAGAGCAAAUUUGAGGUCUUGGUAUCAGAUCCAGUAUUUCCUUGUGGUGAUAUAAUAGCUUUAAAACUGGGAAUUCCAUUCAUAUACUCUUUGAGGUUUUCUCCAGCCUCAACAGUGGAAAAACACUGUGGGAAGGUACCAUACCCACCUUCCUAUGUUCCUGCUAUUUUAUCAGAACUCACUGACCAGAUGUCUUUCAGUGACAGAAUAAGAAAUUUCAUUUCCUACCAUCUACAGGACUACAUGUUUAAUACUCUUUGGAAAUCAUGGGAUUCCUACUACAGUAAAGCUUUGGAUGGUAGCCAUUGGUUAAAUAUUAAGAUCAUUUUAGAAGAGUUGAAUCAAAGAAAUCACAAUGUGACUGUACUGGCUUCAUCAGCUACCAUAUUCAUCAACUCCAGUCCUGAUUCUCCUGUGAAUUUUGAGGUGAUACCUGUUUCCUACAAGAAGAGCAAUAUCGAUUCCUUAAUUGAACAUAUGAUAAUGCUGUGGAUACGUCACAGACCAACUCCUCUCACACUCUGGGCUUUCUACAAAGAACUAGGAAAACUCCUAGAGACUUUUUUUCGAAUUAAUAUCCAAAUCUGUGAUGGAGUAUUAAACAACCCCGAGUUAAUGGCAAGACUUCAGAAAGGUGGUUUUGAUGUGUUGCUGGCUGACCCGGUAACAAUCUGUGGAGACCUGGUUGCUCUGAAAUUAGGAAUUCCAUUUAUGUACACGUUGAGGUUCUCUCCAGCCUCAACAGUGGAGAGACACUGUGGGAAAAUCCCAGCACCAGCCUCCUACGUACCGGCAGCCCUUUCCGAGCUCACUGACCAGAUGACCUUCAGUGAAAGGGUUAAAAAUACCAUAUCUUAUCCUCUGCAAGACUAUAUAUUUCAAUCCUACUGGGGAGAAUGGAAUUCAUACUACAGCAAAGUUCUAGGAAGACCCACUACAUUGUGUGAGACUAUGGGGAAAGCAGAAAUUUGGCUAAUCCGAACAUACUGGGAUUUUGAAUUUCCUCGUCCGUACUUACCUAAUUUUGAGUUUGUAGGAGGACUGCAUUGUAAGCCUGCCAAACCGUUACCUAAGGAAAUGGAAGAAUUUGUCCAAAGUUCAGGUGAAGAUGGUAUUGUGAUAUUUUCUCUGGGAUCAAUGGUCAAAAAUCUCACGGAAGAAAAAGCCAAUCUCAUUGCCUCAGCCCUUGCCCAGAUUCCACAGACGGUUUUAUGGAGAUACAAAGGAAAGGAACCAGCCACAUUAGGAGCCAACACUCGGCUCUAUGAUUGGAUACCACAGAAUGAUCUUCUUGGUCAUCCCAAAGCAAGAGCUUUUAUCACUCAUGGUGGAACCAAUGGGAUUUAUGAAGCUAUCUACCACGGGGUGCCUAUGGUGGGGGUACCCAUGUUUGCUGAUCAGCCCGAUAACAUUGCUCACAUGAAGGCCAAAGGAGCAGCUGUGGAGGUGAACAUAAACACAAUGACAAGUGCAGAUUUGCUCAGCGCCUUGACAACAGUCAUUAAUGAACCUUCUUAUAAAGAGAAUGCUAUGAGGUUAUCAAGGAUUCACCAUGAUCAGCCAGUGAAGCCCCUGGACCGAGCGGUCUUCUGGAUUGAGUUUGUCAUGCGCCAUAAAGGAGCCAAGCACCUGCGGCCAGCCGCCCACAACCUCACCUGGUACCAGUACCACUCUCUGGAUGUGAUUGGGUUCCUGCUGGCCUGUGUGGCAAUUGCUAUAUUUUUGGUCACAAAAUGUUGCUUGUUUUCUUACAGACAAUUUGUUAAAACAGGAAAGAAGGAAAAGAGAGAAUAGAUCUUUCUAAGUGUGCUAAAGGCUUCAAUGGGCAAUUCUGUUCUUUCUAGCUACAGUAACCUUAAUGAAAGCAUAUCAUCUCCAACCUGUUUUCAAAAUUCUCAUUCUUCUACCUCCUUAUACUAGAGAUAAAGUUUUUAAUUCAACAAU
Messenger RNA from Camelus dromedarius (Arabian camel), 2367 nucleotides. RefSeq names its product UDP-glucuronosyltransferase 2A1. The transcript is spliced from 7 exons. Bases 1 to 2217 code for a protein of 738 amino acids. The record is from RefSeq and is a predicted model, not a curated record. Gene Ontology annotation, molecular function: glucuronosyltransferase activity. NCBI's taxonomy places the organism in Eukaryota, Metazoa, Chordata, Mammalia, Artiodactyla, Camelidae.